Messenger RNA from Trichoderma atroviride IMI 206040, 1437 nucleotides. RefSeq lists its product as uncharacterized. The record is from RefSeq and is a predicted model, not a curated record. Gene Ontology annotation, molecular function: acyltransferase activity, transferring groups other than amino-acyl groups. Lineage: Eukaryota; Fungi; Ascomycota; Sordariomycetes; Hypocreales; Hypocreaceae.
AUGGGAUCGGUUCCUACUCUGGCCGAGAGCACUCUGGUGCAGCCAAGCAUCCCGCUGGUGCCGGGCAUUGUUGAUGUCACACCGCUUGAUCAGUAUAUGGUUAGGGUCAUUCUGCCUAUGAUGAUCUUCUUCAAGGUCGACGAGCCUUCACUUCGACCCAUAAUUCUGCGCAACCUGAAGAAGGCUCUGUCGCUGGCCAUUGACGAGUUGAAGAUUCUGGCCGCCGAAAUCGUUCCAAAGGACCCCGUCCGCAACACAAUCCAGCUGGAAUACCGCAAGGACUCGGGCGUCUGGUUCCACGUCAAGGAGCUGCCAGAUGUCGACUAUGAAGACUUGGCUGGGCGCAACUUUCCCUUUGCUGCAUUGCCGGCGUCCCAGUAUGCCUCGCAGCCGCUGGGGCACUCUGAUCGAGCCCCCGUCAUGACCUUGCAGGCGACCUUGAUCAAGGGCGGCCUGGUCCUGACGUUUGGCGGCCACCAUGUGGUCAUGGACGCCCAGGGUAUGGGCACAUUUGUCGAGGUCUGGGCCAAGCAUGUGGCCGCAGUGUCUACGGGAGUCGUCGUCCACCGCAACCAGUGGCUUACCAACGAGCAUUUGGAUGCGUUUCAGCUCUACAGCCCGGGCAUGGACCGCCCACUCUCAGAGUUCCCACUAUAUCAUCCCGCCAAAGAGGGAUCAUACGAGAAGCUGCAGGCGGACCUGCAAGUCAAGGUUCUGCAAAAGGCAACCUCAGGCGACCACGAAGGAAUCGCCAAGCUCAUCCGCGUAUCUCACUGGGCCAUGACCCAGGAGAAAAUGGACGAACUCUGCGAUGUAACGCUGCCAAAGACAAAGGAGGAAUCAUCCGUGACGUCCCAUGCGACGCUAUCCGCGCUUAUCUGGAAACAGGUGAGCAAGGCUCGACGACUUACAGAGAAGCAAGUCGCCUCGAGCUCGCUUCUAACCUCGGUGAACCUGAGGAGGCGCGUGGAGCCGCCGCUGGCACCCGAGUAUCCAGGAAACGCCAUUGCCCUCGCUCGAGCUAAUGCAACUACUGCAGAGCUAGAGACUCCUGGUGUGGAACUGGUCCAUGAACUUGCGAAGAAGGUUUCGGCUUCCAUUGAGGAGUGGACCGCAGACGAGCUCUGGUCUCUGACUGGGGCGCUGCAAACACAUCCCGGCGACAUCUCCAACAAGCUGCUCCCAUCGCUCAACUCAGACGUGCUAGUCACUGCACCCUCUCGGCUUGGAGAGAUGCUCAAGGCGGCAAACUGGGGGCCCGAGCUUGGAGACAUCAAGGCCCUUCGAUGGGCCUUCCCGGCCUUCAUGGACGGGUUUGUGAUUGUUCUACCCUCGAUCCAUGGGGGCAUCGAGAUCAUGCUUUGGACGGCACCGGAGACUACUCGGCGGCUGACGGAAGACCCGGACUGGACAAAAUGGGUAACGCAGUUGGAGUAG